This is a messenger RNA of Diachasma alloeum, 1574 nucleotides long. RefSeq names its product mitochondrial inner membrane protein OXA1L (gene OXA1L). The transcript has 8 exons. Lineage: Eukaryota; Metazoa; Arthropoda; Insecta; Hymenoptera; Braconidae. The record is from RefSeq and is a predicted model, not a curated record. Bases 102 to 1475 code for a protein of 457 amino acids. Gene Ontology annotation, cellular component: mitochondrial inner membrane. Gene Ontology annotation, molecular function: membrane insertase activity. Gene Ontology annotation, biological process: mitochondrial respiratory chain complex IV assembly; protein insertion into mitochondrial inner membrane from matrix.
UGCAUGGAGAGUGCCCUAACCUCGUAGAUUAUCGGAGCACUGUCGGUAUUUACGCCGCAGCAGUUUAAAUAAUCAUUGACAUUAAGAAAUAACCGACGAAAAUGCUGUCGCGAACAGCAUUAAUCAUAAACCGGCGCAUAAUAUCGACGACAACAGUGAGUUCUCAGAAAAUCUCCUGCAGAUCUAUCCACCUCUCCCACCGGAUAAACAGCACGAUAAUCACCAGACAUUCGGCCCUGAAGCUCUCCCGAUACUCACCGCUCCUCAGCACCUCGUUCGUACGAUGUUUGAGCACAGAAGAGACCUCCGAGAGAGCAGAAGCCCUGGGAUCGGUUCUCCAGGCAGCGAAAACCACUGCCGAGAGCUCAACCGAAACUUCCACAGGUAAUUUCGUCGAGAAUGUGGCCCCGGAAGCUGUGACGACGACGAAUAUAGUGGAGAGUAUUCCACCGAGUGCAGAAGUACUUCCCGUAAUCCCAGAUGUCCCCAUAGCCCCCCCUCCCCCUGAGGCACUAGAGACACUGUCAGCCCUGGCAGAGCCAACAUUCAAGUCCCUGGGAUUGGGCUCGUGGUGGCCCUCGGGAAUAAUCCAACAGCUCUUCGAGUGGCUGCACGUGGGAAUCGGGGUCCCCUGGUGGGCAACAAUCGUCAUAGGCACUGUUUGCAUCAGAACCCUCAUGUUUCCCCUGAUCGUAAUCUCCCAGAGGAACGCAGCGCAUAUGUACAACACGAUGCCAGGCAUGCAGAAGAUCCAGCAGAGAAUCACAGAGGCUAGAGCCACUGGGGAUCAGUUGGGUGUUGCAACCGAAACUCAGAAACUCAUGAUUUACAUGAAGCAGCAUAAUUGUAAUCCUAUAAAGAGUAUGAUAGUUCCUAUGGCUCAGGCACCUGUAUUUAUCUCAUUCUUCUUUGCCUUGAGGGGCAUGGCAAAUCUACCAGUGGAGAGUAUGAAAUAUGGGGGUCUCUGGUGGUUUGAGAAUCUCACAGCUCCUGAUCCCUACUAUCUGUUGCCCCUCAUCACUGCAGGGACACUCGCCCUCACAAUGAGAAUGGGCAUCGACGCACCCCAGCUGCAAAGCCUGGGCAUGAUGAAAUAUGCCCUCAACGCAGUGCCUGUUAUUAUGAUUCCUUUUGUAAUCAAUUUCCCAGCAGCACUCACGUUCUACUGGACGGUGACGAAUAUUUAUGGAAUGGGUCAAGUGGUCCUUCUCAAAAUUCCACGAGUUCGAGAAUUCUUCAAAAUUCCGAAGAAACUUCAGCAUCCUCCCGACGCUCUCAUGAAACCAAAAAAAUUCAAGGAGGGAUUCACAGAGUCAUGGACAAACAUGAAACUAGCCCGAGAAAUGACAGCACGACAGCAGGUUGACGUAGUCCAGUUCAACAAAGCUGGAAGAGGACCCAUCCAGAAAACCUACGCUUACAACCCAGUGCAAGAGCACCUGAAGAAGACCCAAGUGAUGGCCAAGAAGGGAUGAACAAACCUGUACAGACUGCGUACCAUAAGCCUCCUAAUUUGUAAAUUAAACUAGUUAACAAUACAAUAAAGUGGAAAUAAAGGUAUUAACGUUCAUUUU